CCCAGUAGUUUCAGAGGAGAAGAUUUUUGUAAAAGUUAACGCCGACGAACGAUGGACGACAACGGACGACGGACGCCAAACUCUGAGCUAAAAAUGAGAAUAUUAUAAAGCGUAUGUUUAUUUUAUAACACAUGAUUUUCUGAAGAUUGUAUAUACCUGCAAAUUGAUAUCUUUUAAUGGUUGAAUGUAAUGGUAAACAAAGUUAUCUUAAUGCAUCAGUUAACACAUGUCGGAAAUAAAAAACAUGUCGGAAAUUUAAAGUAUAUCACAACAAAUAACUGAUAUACAUAUGUUUUCUAAACAAUCCGCAAGUACAAAAUGGUAAAAUGUAACUGCCUAUUACUGCUUUUUAUAUGUGUCGCAAUACUUGAAUCAUUGCUGUUUGCAGUUCUAUAUGCUGGAUGGAGUUCGUAUGUUUAUAUUUUAAUUGAUUAUGGAUUUUACAUCGAUUUGUGCGAAACAACCAAACUUUCGUCAAACUUAGCAGGAAAUAAUUCCGUUACUUUGAUGUUGAGUAGAUUGCCAAAAGUUCCGCAUAAUAAUACUGAAAGUUUAUAUACUGCGAUAAGUGAACAAAACUUAUCAACAGAUUCUUUAGAAAAUACAACGAUACACAGAAAUGCAUGCAAAGAACAACAAGAACAGUUGCACCUUCUGUAUUCCAUAUCCAUGGUACCCAUCUUUUUAUUGUCUGUAUGGUGGGGUCCUUUGAUAUACAAAUUUGGAGUAACAGGUCCAAAAAUCCUAUCGAUAGUUUUAAUAUGCUGUGGUUGCUUAUUUCUUGGUUUUGUAAAUCAAGACAUCCCACUUCUGAUUAUACCGGGCAUGGUAUGUGUUGGAGUUGGUGGAAUAUGCUUGUUGGUAAUAAAUCUACAGAUAAGUUCCCUUUUAACCAUUGGGUCUGGAUUAUAUGUUGCUGUUCUUAGUGGUGCUUGUGAUUCCUCGGUUAUUACAUUUCGGAUAGUAAAAGUUUUCCAUGACUAUGGUGUUCCAUAUAGAUAUCCGUUUAUUGGGUUUGUCAUAUUACAUAUUAUUGUCGCUGGUAGUAGUCUUAUGUUGCAUAGAAAAUUUGACACAAAACCACUAGAUGAUCAGAAACCAGAAAUAGCUGAAGAAAUAAAUUCCAAUAAUGCAGACACUUUGUUGGAAAAAGAAAAAGGGCUAGAUGACUCGUUUGAAAGAUACAAUGCAAACCAAGAAAAUGAUACUGUGAACAAAGGUCCUACUUUGAAAGACAGUAUAUGUUCCCUGCCAACAAUUUCUUUCCUAUUCUUAAUGUCAGUUUUCAUGUUGAAUUUCCUGUACUACAUUGGAACAAUUAAUAGCAGAUUACAGAAUGCAGUUCCUGAUCAAGUAAGUUAUUUCACCAACGUUUUAUCCUACAUUAUGUUUAGUGGUUUAGUGACAGCAUUCCUGCCGGGAAGUAUGGCAGAAUGGCAGAGGAAGCUAUUUAAAGAUAGAAAAGUCAUGAUACAACGAAAUCUCCUGCCAAACAUUUUGCCAUUAACUACAGUCAGUAUAUUGGGAAUUGUGCUUCAGAUUUUGUCAUUCUUCCCCUCUGAAUCGACGCUGUACAUCGAAUUUGUUGUAUUUACAGUAUUUCGUUCAUUUCUGUUCAGUUCAGCCAUGUUAUAUGUAGUUUCAGCAUAUCCGCUAAGACAUACCAAUGUUAUAUUUCCAUUGGGUUUGUGUACUGGUGGAACUUUUUCCUUGUCACAGUACGCAAUUUUUCUGUGGUACAACCAAUCUACUAAUGCACAAUAUCAGGUUAAAAUAUUUAUAAUAUUGUUAUUAGUGACCUCACUUGUACAUCCGCUUAUAUUGUUCAUGACUGCAAAAGGUGCAUGCACGAAAAAAGAUACCAAAAGGAAAACAUUCGUUGGAUCCAGAGAGAAGACCACGAACAUAUAACAAGAUUGAAGUACUCCAAAUCAGAAAAAAAACAACUUAAAAAUAGUCAAUAAAGAUGAAUUGUAAA
Molecule: messenger RNA, 1978 nt
Organism: Mytilus californianus (California mussel)
Lineage: Eukaryota; Metazoa; Mollusca; Bivalvia; Mytilida; Mytilidae
Product: equilibrative nucleobase transporter 1-like
Exons: 10
Coding region: 319-1911 (530 amino acids)
Biological process (GO): transmembrane transport
Molecular function (GO): transmembrane transporter activity
Source: RefSeq, a predicted model, not a curated record